GUGUGGCUUGCCGGGAGACGUAGUCCUCAGUGCAGCCCCGCGCCUGCGCCCUGGGCAGUUGCCGGUGAGCUUGGGAGAACCGUGGGCGCUGAGGCGGCCCUAUGAGGGUGGAUUCUCUAUGAGAAGGUUUGGAGAGAAAUCACUGCUGCCAUAGUGAAAUGAACGUUUCUCUGCUGUAGGUGGCUCCCUCCCACCGCAACAAUUUCAGAGAGAAGCAAAUCGGAAUCUGAUAAGUGAGGCUCCAGAUAAACUGUAAACUGCUGGAAGUGGGAGAUGGCUGUGGCCUUGGGUUGUGCAAUCCAGGCAUCCUUGAAUCAAGGCUCUGUGUUUCAAGAGUAUGAUACUGACUGUGAAGUCUUCCGUCAGCGCUUCAGGCAGUUCCAGUACAGAGAAGCAGCUGGGCCUCAUGAAGCAUUUAACAAACUCUGGGAGCUUUGCUGUCAAUGGCUGAAGCCAAAGAUGCGCUCUAAGGAACAAAUCCUGGAGCUGCUAGUGUUGGAGCAAUUCCUAACUAUCUUGCCCACAGAGAUAGAGACCUGGGUGAGGGAGCACUGCCCAGAGAAUAGAGAAAGAGUUGUGUCACUCAUAGAAGACUUACAGAGAGAACUUGAGAUACCAGAGCAGCAGGUUGAUAUGCAUGACAUGCUCUUGGAAGAACUGGCACCAGUGGGAACAGCACACAUACCACCAACCAUGCACCUAGAGUCACCUGCACUCCAGGUAAUGGCACCUGCCCAGGAGGCCCCAGUAGCAGAGGCAUGGAUUCCACAGGCAGGGCCACAGGAGCUGAACUACGGUGCUGCUGGAGAAUGUCAGCCCUUUCUAGACCCUGGAUAUCCAUUACCAAAGCUUGAUGUGAACUUCUCACUGGAGAAUAGAGAAGAGCCAUGGGUGAAGGAAUUACAGGAUUCUAAAGAAAUGAAACAAUUACUUGAUUCCAAGAUAGGUUUUGAGAUGGGGAUAGAAAAUGAAGAAGAUGCUUCAAAACAGAAAAAAAUGGACACUAUGUAUCCAUUUAUUGUAACUUUAGAGGGGAAUGCACUUCAGGGUCCCAUUUUGCAAAAAGACUAUGUACAGUUAGAAAAUCAAUGGGAAAGCCCCCCAGAGGAUUUACAGACAGAUUUAGCAAAACUGGUAGAUGAGCAGAACCCCACUCUGGGACAGACACCUGAGAACUCCAACUUGGAAGAACCUCUCAAUCCUAAACCCCAUAAGAAAAAGAGCCCAGGAGAGAAACCUCACCGAUGUCCUCAGUGUGGAAAAUGUUUUGCUCGGAAGUCACAACUUACUGGACAUCAGAGAAUUCAUUCAGGAGAAGAACCUCACAAAUGCCCUGAAUGUGGCAAAAGAUUCCUUCGUAGUUCAGACCUCUAUAGACACCAACGACUUCAUACAGGGGAGAGACCCUAUGAAUGCACUGUAUGUAAAAAGCGAUUCACUCGGCGCUCACAUCUUAUAGGGCACCAGAGAACCCAUUCUGAAGAAGAAACAUAUAAAUGUCUUGAGUGUGGGAAAAGUUUUUGUCAUGGAUCAAGUCUUAAAAGACAUCUGAAAACUCAUACAGGUGAAAAACCUCAUAGAUGUCAUAAUUGUGGGAAAAGUUUUAGUCGACUGACAGCUCUUACUUUGCACCAGAGAACGCAUACUGAAGAGAGACCUUUUAAAUGUAAUUAUUGUGGGAAAAGUUUUAGACAGAGACCAAGCCUCGUUAUUCAUUUAAGAAUCCACACAGGGGAGAAGCCAUACAAGUGUACUCAUUGUUCUAAAAGCUUCAGACAGAGAGCAGGCCUUAUUAUGCACCAGGUCACUCACUUUAGAGGACUUCUUUAAGAAUUGCUAAGGGAAACAGGUCCUACACAAAUUGACACUAACUCAAAAAAAUCUUAAACCGCAGCAGA
Messenger RNA from Cebus imitator (Panamanian white-faced capuchin), 1898 nucleotides. RefSeq names its product zinc finger protein 449 (gene ZNF449). The transcript has 6 exons. The coding region runs from base 274 to 1830 and encodes 518 amino acids. NCBI's taxonomy places the organism in Eukaryota, Metazoa, Chordata, Mammalia, Primates, Cebidae. Gene Ontology annotation, molecular function: DNA-binding transcription factor activity, RNA polymerase II-specific; RNA polymerase II cis-regulatory region sequence-specific DNA binding. The record is from RefSeq and is a predicted model, not a curated record. Gene Ontology annotation, biological process: regulation of transcription by RNA polymerase II.